Messenger RNA from Carassius carassius (crucian carp), 977 nucleotides. RefSeq names its product ras-related protein Rab-26-like. The record is from RefSeq and is a predicted model, not a curated record. Gene Ontology annotation, molecular function: GTPase activity; GTP binding. The transcript is spliced from 9 exons. Gene Ontology annotation, cellular component: endosome; Golgi apparatus. Lineage: Eukaryota; Metazoa; Chordata; Actinopteri; Cypriniformes; Cyprinidae. Bases 175 to 921 code for a protein of 248 amino acids.
AGGUGCACUGAUCGCACUCUUUAUUUGACCGAGCCCUCAAGUCAUGCGCGCGCUUAUUGAUGAAAAGUUAAUUCACGCAUACUUGGAUUAACACAGACUACGGGGCAAGUGUACCGGAUAAAGCGCGCUCAUUAAUUACUCGUCGCACGUUCGCACGGGGAAUAAGCAAUCGUAAUGUCAAGGAAAAAAGCGGUCAGAGGAAAGGGGGGCUCAAAUACACCGAGCUCAUCUCCGAUUAGCGAUCAAGAGAAGGGUAAGAAAGUCCCGACUCAGUCCAACGGAGCGGUGCAUCCCAGCAGACCCUCUCUCAGCAGCAGCGGGGAAUUCUACGACAUCGCCUUCAAGGUAAUGCUGGUUGGUGACUCUGGGGUGGGGAAAACCUGUCUGCUGGUUCGCUUUAAAGAUGGAGCGUUUCUAGCUGGGAGCUUCAUCUCAACAGUCGGUAUAGACUUCAGAAAUAAGGUGCUGAGCAUUGACGGUGUGAGAGUUAAACUACAGAUCUGGGACACGGCAGGACAGGAGCGAUUCAGGAGUGUGACGCACGCCUACUACCGAGACGCUCACGCUCUUUUGCUACUGUACGAUGUGACAAAUAAAGCGUCUUUUGACAACAUACAGGCCUGGCUCACAGAGAUUCAUGAGUUCGCUCAGCAGAACGUCGUGAUCAUGCUUCUGGGUAACAAGGCUGAUGCUACACAUGAAAGGGUUGUGAAGAGAGAGGAGGGUGAAAAACUGGCCAAGGAGUUUGGCGUUCCCUUCAUGGAGACCAGUGCUAAAUCAGGCCUGAAUGUGGAGUUGGCCUUCACUGCAGUGGCCAAGGAGCUGAAGCACAGGGAGAUGAAGGAGCCUAACGAGCCCAAGUUUCAGCUGCAGGAGUAUGUUAACAAGGAGAUGAAGGGAGUCGGCUGCUGUCGCUCCUAAACCCUCUCUCUCUCUGUCUGUUUGUGUGUUUUUCCACUUUCAUCCUCUUGCCUGUC